AUGGAUCCGCGCUUUGCCGUUAGCCGCGACGAACUCUAUGAUGUUCAGAUGGACUUAAAGCGCGUCCAUGUGACGCAGCAACAGCACUCUGACAGACUACGGGUACUGGAGAAGCGACAAGCCGACGAUGCUGCCUUGAAGUCAGUCUGGAACUCUCCCUUCCCCAGCGCCUUAGGGGGCACCCCCCAGCACGGGCCCUUGCACAUGCCAUCCACCGAGCAGUUUAGCGACUUUGACGAGCAGGGUCAGAUGUUGCUCGGCGCCCUACAGCUCGAGGCUGAGGACGAACCGAUACGAAGAGGGGCUGCCUCGAGGGCCAACAGUGUUCGGUUCGACGAGAGCGCCUUGCACGGUGCAAAUUGGGGUGCCCAAAGCGGCCGCCAGUCUGGCGACUUUGGUCCCAUCCGCCCCAGUAGUGGCAUGGGCGGCCACCAGCUUAUGGAGCGUUCGCUCUCUCACAAGUCCGACGGCAGGCACAGCUCGGCGGGCCAUUCGGUCCACUCGGUGCACUCUGCCGUGUCGGGGAGGGCUAGCAGUCUGGGCCUUGACACCAACUUCCUAAUUGGCGGCAACGAGGAUAAUUCCCCCCUAGACAUCCCGGAACCUCCUCCCAUGUUCUACGUUCUGGGCUCUGCCCCGUCUAUCAUACGGUGCUGGCUGACGACGGAGUGGACAUCAGGCGGGCUCCUGUAUGCCGUGGUCUGCACGGGGUCACAGAGGUCAACCGUUGAGUACUCGCUCCUUCGAGAUCUCGACCUGGUCGCCGGCAUCCACAAGGAUUCCGAUGGUACGCAGAAAAUUGAACUUUGCGUCUUCCUGGCCGAAGCGACUGUCACGCAGUCAAACUCGAGGUCCGCGAGCCCAAAUCGGUCCCUGCCCAGCAUUUCUGCCAUCUUUGAAGUAACGGGCACGGAGCAGCCCGAAACAGCAGAUGCUCGGAAGAGCAUACGCGUUUUCAUCGGAAGCCACACACUGAGGCUUCACAGCGCCGAUCUUUUACUUUCCCAAAACUCUAUGACGCUGUACGGCAACGACCGCGACAAACUCUCGGUGCCGUUUGUGCGGCCCGAGGAUGACGCCGCCUUCAAGUACCUGAUCACGACCAGUAUAGUACCGGGCAAGCUCCGACUGAAUGCCACGGCUCCAGAGUUCGUCUCAAGCGAGAAGGGUGGAAAGGGUUCGACUCGAGACACGGCAGGAUCUGUCCACUCGGAACCCAAGUCGUCGGAAAGCAGCUCCGAGGACGUGCUGUCGCCCACCACGGAGCGCCCUCGUCAGCCAGUGAAGGCGACAGCCAUAAGCAGUACUUCCGAGAGCGGAGGGGAGAGCGAGAUGCAGCCCUCGGAGCCGGCCGCGCCCGAGAACUUUGGCAGGGAGAGUUCUGGUUUGGUAAAUGGCGUCCGCCGUGGACCCAGUACUGCUAUCAAGACUCCGUGGCGGCAGACGGCGGCAGGCCUAAGCGGCGACAUUAGUAUUCGCGGAGAAAACACGCUCCUGAGUGGCUACCAACCGCCUGCCACGAGGCCGCGCAGCAUGAAGGUUCUCAGGCCAACUAAAUCUGCCAACCCGUCGUCAUUUGCUAAAAUAGGGGCGGCGUAUGAGCCUGCUCCGACGCAGCGGAACAGCAGUGAGAGCCGGCACAAGGGCCAGGUAGAGGGGGGCGGACAGCCCAAUAACGGCAGUGCCGGCAGUUGGUCGGCUCCCCGGCGCAGUCUGAGCACCAGCACCAGCGCUAUGCUCGGGAACGCCGGAAGUGGUGGGGAUAGCACCAAGCCGUCGCCGGCCAAGCUCCCCGAGGUGGGAACUCCGACUUCGGUCCUUCGUACCGCGAGCAAUCCGUUGGGAAGUGCGUCUGCAUUUUCCUGGAUAAAGCCCAAGACUCCAACAGCCGCGGCCGAGUGA
Lasiosphaeria miniovina is the source of this 1902-nucleotide messenger RNA. RefSeq lists its product as uncharacterized. Bases 1 to 1902 code for a protein of 633 amino acids. NCBI's taxonomy places the organism in Eukaryota, Fungi, Ascomycota, Sordariomycetes, Sordariales, Lasiosphaeriaceae. The record is from RefSeq and is a predicted model, not a curated record. The transcript is spliced from 2 exons.